ACUGCCCUCAUCUCAUGCGUGUCAGGGACUUGCAUGGCUGCUCCAUUGCUUUUUAUUGGAAUUCCCACUUGUGGACUUCUUCCUUUUUAUUUUUCUGUUUGCAAAUUCUCCUUUUUAACAUCUCUGAAUCUUCAAUGUUUGGUUUUCCAACCUUUGACAUUCCAAGACUUUCCACAGGAUUAUUCCCAGGGUGAAAGUUUGUUUCACCCUGUUCCUGGUUUGCAAACAAGUUACUUGCAAACUGAAAUGCAGGUGGGGCAGUUUUGGGAAUGCAAAGUGUGACCUGUAAAAGGCGUGGAACAGCAAAUCCCUGAUUUCUGCAGGGGUGUUGUGUUUCAGGAGGAGAUGGGCAAUUCUGGGGUGCUGCCACAGAGUGUGGCUCAGCCUCACAGGGUGUAUCCAGGUACAAAACCUCUGGGCCAAAUUCCUCAGCGCUGUCACUGCUGUCCCCAAGCUCUGGGGGUAAAACAAAUUAUUCCAGUGAAAUACAGAGCUGUCACCAUUACUGUGCUCCCUGUGGGCCUGGGGUGUCUGCACCUCCACAAAGGACCCUGGUGCAAGAGCAGCUGCAGCCAAGUGAGGGAGGUGUUGGAUCCAUCCCUUCAGCCCAGUGCUGAGAAGGAAAAACAGGUAUUUGCUUUAAUUCCUUUUAAAGAUGGACUUGUAUUUGGUGAAGGAUUUUGGGGCCAGCUCGGACAAGGCUUGGUCUGGUGGAAGGUUGGGGGAGCAGGGGGGAAGAACGAGAUGAGCUUUAAGGUCCCUUCCAACCCAAACCAUCCUGUGAUUAUAUGAAAACACCUCCAUGGAGCUUUAAUGGGAUUUGGGGAUGUUCUGGCAGGGGCUGCAGAGUCCAGGCCUAGUUCUGCUCACCUUGGGAGUGGAGAGGGUGGAGGGUGGGAAUCCUUCCCAAGCUGGUGGUGAGCUCUGUUCCAUGGCUGUCCUGUUCUCUCCUGUAUAAAUGUAUUGCAGAAAUACAAUCUGAAAUAACUUCUGGUCCUUCUGGUGGGAUUGGCACAGGAGGAGAGCCAAGGUCUGGUGGUUUAUGGGUUUCUCUCAUUCCAUAUUAAACAAAAUUAGAUCAGAUCUGGUUUUGAAGGAGCUCUUGUGGAGAUGAAGCUUUUAUAUCGUUCCACGUAGCCUUACAGAGUCUGUCAGUCUGGGUCACAGUAAGUAACAUUGUGUGAUAGAAAUCCUGUCUUUUGUAUUGCACAGUUUCCUGGGGAAUGAAGAUAUUCUGGCCACUGUAUUUUUUGUUCUGUACCAUUAGAGUUCCAGUUUAGCUUUGCCAGGUAUUAAUAAAAAAGAUCUAUUUUCUAACAGUCAUUUUUCAAAGGGAUUUAAGAGGCUGACAGCAAGAGGAAAUUGAGGUCUAUUUGGGAGAGGCAUCAAGGAGAUCCAGUGCCCCUUGUGUCGUGUUUUUGGAAUUGCCUUGUCGGUGUGGAGAGCUGGGAGAGGCAGAUCCAGGGCCCUGCAGCUGUCACAGAGCUCGGUGAAUGAGGAUGCUGGAAGGAAGGGACUGGCACAAGAAAUUCUGUGUUCCUAAUUUGUUGAGGACAGGUGAUGUUGUGUUUGGUAAGACAGAAAUGAAUCCAUUCCUCCUCAGUCUGUGCCUGUUGUAGCUGUGGCAUCUGUGGGACAGCUCUGAUGGGGACAACAGACCUUCCUCAGGAACCACAGGAUGGGCAGAGUGAGGAAGAGUCAGUUGGAGACACCUCCUGGGUCAUCCCUGUCACACCAGGCCUGGAGCAUCACCCAGCGAGAGCAGGGAUGGGAUGGGGCUGGAGAGCCUCAUUCUAACACGUACAACAGGAGAGGUUUCCAUCCCUCUCCCCUUCAGUUUGCCCAGCCUGGCCCAGGGGAUUCACUUUUCUGGCAAUUUCAGUAAAGGUUUCAUGGGUAGCUCUUGGUUUCAAGAUGAGCCACGCUCAGAGCAGGUAGAAAAAAACCUGCAAGGGUAGAAAAUGGGGAUAUGUGCAGCUGAAUGAAAUGUUCCCUGAGGAAUCAGGAUGGGUUGGGUCUGAAGGGACUCUGACAGGUGAAAAGGGAAUCAGGGCCACUACCAGCAGGUGAAAUGCUCCCAGUUUGGUGCCUGGUGUGGAAGAGCUGCGCUCCCCCCCUUACAUCAUCCUGUGCCCGUGAGGAUGGACAAACCCUUGUGCCAGGCUCCAGAAAUCCUCAUCACACACCCCAGGAUGUUCCCAGUGUGUCCCUGGGAAAUGCUGGGGAGGGAGCCAGAUUAGGGGGCACAGAAAGAAAAGAGACUUGACCUAGAGAAUCUGCCUGGGGCCAAAGUUCAAGUAAGAUUGCCAAUCUGGAAACCCUGAGCUGCUGCAGCUUUCUGCCGAGCUCUCGGAGCCGACCCCAGCCCUGUGUCACACCUUGCGCUGGAGCCCACACAAACGGGGACGUUUUGCCUGGUUUUUGCUUCCCUCUGCGCUCGGUUUCCAGGCUAAACCCUCCCGUGAACUGCUGAUGGCAGAGUUUUCCAGAGAACCUGGCAAGAAGCAGCGUGAACGUGCUGAUGCGAAUUUCGACGUUAAUCUUCUGUAAAUCGAGUGGCCCGUGUCCGAGGGACGGCCGCGAGAAAUCUGAAUGACGUUUCCAUAGCUCGCUGCGCGCCCGCGCUAUUGAGAUGAAAUCUCAUGGAUGGAAUUCCGUGGACGCAGCUGCUGUAUCAGCGCUCGGGGAAUUCUGCUGUUCUGUUCAGAAGCAACCCAUAAAUAGCGGGGCCGCCCGCACCGCCCGGCACAGCGGAACCACACGGAGAGGCACAAUGACCGAGCAGCAAAGUCCCCCCGAGCAGAUGGCGACUGGGGAGGGUGCUGGCGAGCGAGGUGGCAACUACAAGAUCACGAUCUACGAGCUGGAGAAUUUCCAGGGGAAAAGGUGUGAGCUGACAGAGGAGCUCCCCAACAUCACCGAGAAGGAGAUGGAGAAGGUGGGCUCCAUCCAGGUGGAGUCUGGCCCGUGGCUGGGCUUCGAGCGCCAGGCCUAUGCUGGGGAGCAGUUCGUGCUGGAGAAGGGCGACUACCCCCGCUGGGACUCCUGGUCCAACAGCCACAGCAGCGACAGCCUGAUGUCCAUCCGGCCCCUCCAGAUUGACAGCGCCGACCACAAGAUCCACCUGUUUGAGAACGCGGGAUACACCGGGAGGAAGAUGGAGAUCGUGGAUGAUGACGUCCCCAGCCUCUGGGCCCACGGCUUCCAGGACCGUGUGGCCAGCGUCAAGGCCCUGAAUGGAACGUGGGUGGGCUACGAGUACCCCGGCUACCGGGGCCGCCAGCACGUCUUCGAGAAGGGCGAGUACCGGCACUGGAACGAGUGGGACGCCAACCAGCCCCUCAUCCAGUCCGUGCGCCGCGUGAGGGACCAGCAGUGGCACCAGCGGGGCUGCUUCGAGAACAGCUGAGGGACCCCCAGCCCCCGCCGGGGCCGCUCGCGGGGUCCCCCGGCUGAUGCCGUGACCGUGGUGUUUUUUGUGCAAAAACCUCAAUAAAGCUCUGAGCUGGAGGCUG
Poecile atricapillus (Black-capped chickadee) is the source of this 3515-nucleotide messenger RNA. RefSeq names its product crystallin beta B3 (gene CRYBB3). Bases 2633 to 3409 code for a protein of 258 amino acids. NCBI's taxonomy places the organism in Eukaryota, Metazoa, Chordata, Aves, Passeriformes, Paridae. The record is from RefSeq and is a predicted model, not a curated record. Gene Ontology annotation, biological process: lens development in camera-type eye; visual perception. Gene Ontology annotation, molecular function: structural constituent of eye lens. The transcript is spliced from 6 exons.